CAGGACAAGAGAGUUACCAGAGGGAAGGAGAGAAGGCAGAGGGGCAGCACCAAAGAAUUCUGCUAGCCGAGCAGGGGUGGGAAAAGACCAAGGGUAUCUCGACUGGCAUCCCGAAACCAUGGGUUUAUUAGAGUGCUGUGCCAGAUGCCUCAUGGGAGCCCCCUUUGCCUCCCUGGUAGCCACAGGCUUGUGCUUCUUGGGAGUGGCCCUGUUUUGUGGCUGUGGCCACGAAGCGCUCACGGGCACUGAACACCUGAUCGAGACCUACUUCUCCAAAAACUACCAGGACUACGAGUACCUGGUGGAUGUGAUCCACGAUUUCCAGUAUGCCAUUUAUGGGAUUGCCGGGUUCUUCUUCCUCUUCGGAGCCCUCCUCCUGGCCGAAGGCUUUUACACCACUGGCGCUGUGAGGCAGAUCUUUGGCGACUACAAGACCACCAUCUGUGGCAAGGGCCUCAGCGCUACGGUAACAGGGGGCCACAAGGGGAGGGGUUCCAGAGGACACCGUCAGGCUCACUCUUGGGACCUGGUGUGUCACUGUUUGGGCAAAUGGCUGGGACAUCCUGACAAGUUUGUGGGCAUCACUUACAUCCUGGCUGUCCUUUGGCUUCUGGUCCUCGCCUGCUCCGCUGUCCCUGUCUACGUUUACUUCAGCACCUGGACCACCUGCAACUCCAUCGCCAAUCCCACCAAGACCUCAGCGAGUAUUGGCAACCUGUGCGCUGAUGCCAGAAUGUAUGGUGUGCUGCCCUGGAACGCCUCACCAGGAAGAGUCUGCGGCCAGAGUCUCCUCUCCAUCUGCAAGACUGCUGAGUUCCAGAUGACCUUCCAUCUCUUUAUUGCUGCCUUUGCUGGUGCUGCUGUUACCCUCGUAGCCCUGCUCACAUUCAUCAUUGCUGCCACCUACAACUUUGCAGUCCUCAGACUGAUGGGAAGAGGCACCAAGUUUUAAACGUGGGAGCAAGAGAGUGCGAUUCCCUUUGCCAGAUGCUCUUCCUCCUCUAACCACCAGGCUUUAACCCAGCAAGGCGGCCACCCUGCCCCAGGCCUCCUCCUUUAACCGUACCCAGCUGCCCUCCCUCUCCCCUUCGUGCCAAUGAAGCAGGCGUGUCCCGAGGAUGGAGGAAGAGAGGCCCUUCUGCACCGCAGCCGCAGCCAUGUCCUUCGUGCUCUCGUCUCUCCUCUGAGGCUAUUUGGACUCCUCCAGGACCCCCAGGAUGGGGGCUCUCUGCUCUGCUCUGCCCGUAGGGAGAAAGCUGCCUGCUCCAAAGAAGGCACAGGUGGUCUGGUCUGGUCAGGGGUGUGUCUGUGUGGCCUGGGCUGCUGUGAGAGAGGGAAGGAAACAGGUGUUGCUGGCUAUGCUUGUUCAGGACUCUGCUCCAGAAAAGCGAGCUGUUUCCCAUGGUGGCACUAGAGGUGGAGGACAGAAGCAUAAGAAAUGAAAGCUGCACAUUUUCCCACCUUCCUGCCUGCCUUCCUGGGCAAGGGGCUUAGAGCCAGGAUCUUCCCAGGAAAAGGAAAGAGAGCACUGAGCCACCUUGCUGAUGGGUGCCCUUGUCC
This is a messenger RNA of Candoia aspera, 1560 nucleotides long. It is a transcript of the gene PLP1, whose product is annotated as proteolipid protein 1. The record is from RefSeq and is a predicted model, not a curated record. Gene Ontology annotation, biological process: central nervous system myelination; axon development. The transcript has 7 exons. Gene Ontology annotation, molecular function: structural constituent of myelin sheath. Lineage: Eukaryota; Metazoa; Chordata; Lepidosauria; Squamata; Candoiidae. Gene Ontology annotation, cellular component: plasma membrane; myelin sheath. The coding region runs from base 119 to 952 and encodes 277 amino acids.